This is a messenger RNA of Morchella importuna, 990 nucleotides long. RefSeq lists its product as uncharacterized. The transcript has 3 exons. The coding region runs from base 1 to 990 and encodes 329 amino acids. Lineage: Eukaryota; Fungi; Ascomycota; Pezizomycetes; Pezizales; Morchellaceae. The record is from RefSeq and is a predicted model, not a curated record.
AUGUCAGACGCAGAAGUAUCAGCAGCGACAUCAGCAUGUGUCGGGGAGUUUUGCAUAUCGCCGGCGGUGACGGUCGAACCAAGCUCGGUAGCGACCACAAUCUCGGAUUCAAUAUCCACUCCCCUACCAACUGGCGUGUCAGACGAUGGUUCAUCCACACGGCCUUUGGUGACGACACAUGUGACCUCAACUAUGAGGCCCUCGAUGGUGGUUGUGACAGUUACGACCCCACUAAAUGCAUCGCCAACCUUAGAUAUAGAUUCAUCCCCGACCGAGGGCGCGAAUUCAGAUGAAACUCAUCGAUCCGGUGAUACAAGAGUUGUCGCGAUCACAAUUGGUGUUGUCGGUGGUCUUGCUAUGUUAAUAUUACUCCUAUAUUGGGCCGCCAACUUUCUUGCGAGUCGUCGCUAUGAAGAUGAAGAAGACAGAGACCUGGAAGGAGAAUCGGCAAGAUCCAUGCUAGGCGCUGCAUCGUCAAAAACAGAGCGCGACACCCCCAUGCCCGGGCGCCCGAUAUUAUCUCGACCAAAACGCGCAUCUAUAAUACCAUACGCAAGAAAGGCCGUAACAUUCGACCGGCUCUCUCGCAGCUCAUUCCAUAAUAGUAAUACCAAACAUUUCUCCGACCUACUCGCAAAGCGCCUGUCGGCGGUCCAUCCCGGAACUAAAGUAGUAUACGGAAGCCCGGCAACAAAGGCAUCAAAAAUAGUACCACCCCGGAAACCCGUACCAAGGCCAGCAGGCCACCCAACACCAGGAGCGCAACCACGAAAUUAUGCCCCCAGCGGGACGGAAAGUGACUACAGUGACGAUGCAGAUGAUGUAUCAACCGUACUUGGAGGGACUGGGAAAUCGCAGAAUCAGAUUCAGCAGGAGGCAGCCUAUCAUCCGCUGCCGCCGGGGGUACCGUUUGCAAAAUGGUUAAACGCCGGGCGAGCACAGGAGCUGCCGACAAGUAAUUCAAGACCGUCCUCUGCAUGGCAGAGAUAG